AUGGUAGUAUUUGAAGUGAGACAGCAAUUGGUCGCCCUCGGGAAUCAGUUUCCCACACCUCCACAACGAAGGCGAGAUGGCUGUUCAGAGUGUCGAAGGAAAAAAGUCAAGUGCGAUCUGCGCAGGCCGGUUUGCUCGCGAUGCACUCGCUUUCCAAAAGAGUGUAGAUAUGGGCAGAACUUUGUCAGUGAGAGACAACGCUUAAAGCGUCAAGAUGCAUCAGAACAGCCUCCGCACAGUCCCAUAAAGCCCAAAGUCAGCUUAUGUACUAAUAUCGACGAAUCAGUCGUGAUUCUUCCACGUCAGAUUCAUCUUAACCCAUCUCCAUUUCUAUCAACAGAGCAGUCUCUAUUCUUUCUCCGUCUCUUUGCUACUGAGACCGCUCCGCGCCUCUUUCCAGCUGCCCCCAGCAUUUUCGUGCAUCAGUUAGUGAAUCGCGCCCUCGAAACGCCUCACCUACUUCAUGCGCUCCUAGCAUCAGCGAGCAGUCAUCACGGCCGCUUGGUGGGAGAUACUGCUGCGAUAUCAAGGACCGCUACUCUGAAGUUCACCAGCUAUGCUGUCUCCGGUCUACGGGCUGCCCUCAAUAGCCCAGAGGAGAUGCCAAAAGCAGAGACAACCAUGACAGCUCUUGCUUUAUCGACAAACGAUAUAUGCAAUGGAAACCGGGACAUAUGGCAGGCCCAUCUCUCUGGGGCAACCCGUUUACUGGCUGCAUUCUUGGAUCGCCACGCCGAAGCUCCAAGUGUUGCUGACCCGUUCGAUUUGUGUCUAGUCAAGUGGUUUGCUACGCUAGAUGUUAUGGCGAAUCUGACAGGAAUCUGUGCAAGCCCAACCGACAGGGAUCCAUGUUGGUACCUGGACAAGAUCCCUGAUGCACAGGUUGGCUACGUAGACGAUAUAUCUGGCUACUGCCCGGAGCUGAUACCAAUGUUGGCUCAGCUGGGACAGAUGGCAGGCCGACAAGAUUUAUUCAUGGCAGCAAAAUGUGGCGCACAGUUCACCCUGCCACGGCAGCUGUUGGAAGAGGCCCAGGAGCUGGAAUACAGGAUCAGGUCUAUUACGGACAGGACUGUUUCAGAUUCCACGUCGAAAAACCAUGACAGUGCGCUUACAGUUGACUUACAACACACUCAUCGUGCUUUUGUCCAUGCUUCCCUGCUUCAUCUCCACCGUCGGGUUCAAUUGCUUCCGAGGGACCACAGUCAAGUCAAGGAGGAUAUCACCAACAUCGUCAACGCUGUUCUAAAUAUAGAUCCCUUCUCUCCUGCCAACAUACUUAUUCUCUGGCCAAUGUUUACUGCCGGCUGUGAGACCAGCUUCGUGAGCGAACGCGACCUAAUCCAAAAACGCAUGGCCAAUAUGCAAAGUCUUGGACUGGGCAAUUACACCAGAGCUAGAGAUAUGUUGAGAAUGUUCUGGUCGUCUGGUAGUCUUCUACCCUGGGAUAUUUACUUUGCGGAGCAGGGGAUACAGCUAGUGUUAUUUUGA
This is a messenger RNA of Aspergillus nomiae NRRL 13137, 1491 nucleotides long. RefSeq names its product transcription factor domain-containing protein. Lineage: Eukaryota; Fungi; Ascomycota; Eurotiomycetes; Eurotiales; Aspergillaceae. Gene Ontology annotation, molecular function: DNA-binding transcription factor activity, RNA polymerase II-specific; transcription cis-regulatory region binding; zinc ion binding. The transcript has 2 exons. The record is from RefSeq and is a predicted model, not a curated record. Gene Ontology annotation, cellular component: nucleus. Bases 1 to 1491 code for a protein of 496 amino acids. Gene Ontology annotation, biological process: positive regulation of transcription by RNA polymerase II.